Molecule: messenger RNA, 13760 nt
Organism: Anolis carolinensis (green anole)
Lineage: Eukaryota; Metazoa; Chordata; Lepidosauria; Squamata; Anolidae
Gene: akap13
Product: A-kinase anchoring protein 13
Exons: 40
Coding region: 262-8226 (2654 amino acids)
Biological process (GO): adrenergic receptor signaling pathway; regulation of Rho protein signal transduction; positive regulation of canonical NF-kappaB signal transduction
Cellular component (GO): membrane; actin cytoskeleton
Molecular function (GO): MAP kinase scaffold activity; guanyl-nucleotide exchange factor activity
Source: RefSeq, a predicted model, not a curated record
CGUGCUUUCUGCGCAUGCGUCGACUGAGGCAACAGGCAGAAGAAGAAGAAGGAGGAGAGGAAGAAGAAGAAGAAGAAAAAGAAGAAGAGCAAACCCGGGGCAGCGGCCAUUUCCCCUCCGCCUCCUCUUCCUCCGUGGCUCCGGAGUCACGCGUGGCGGAUGCAGCUUUAACUUAUGGUGAAUCUCCGUACCUGAUUCCUGUGGUUUGACCGAAGUUGCUGGAGCCUGCAUGCUGCUUCAUGCAGUCACACGUUCUGGGUCAUGAAACUUAAUCCACAGCAAGCUCCACUGUAUGGGGACUGCCUCAUCACCAUAUUGCUCACUGAAGAUGACCAAGUUGGAAACGAUGACGUAGUGUUUUACCUCGUUUUCACUGGAUCUGCUGUUCAACACUGUACCAGCACGAGGAAACUCGACUCGGGGAAAUUGGAGACCAUUGCCCCUGGCCACGACUGCUGUGAGACGGUGAAGGUGUCUCUGUGUGCUGCAAAGCAAGACCACCCUGUUCUGGUGGUGGCCGAGGACACCUUGCAGUUUGUUCAGGAUGAAGCUUACGAUGCAGCGCAGUUCCUGGCAACCUGCGCGGGGAACCAGCAAGCCCUCAACUUCACAAGAUUCCUGGACCAGUCCAGGCCGCCGGCUGGGGACAUGGACUUUCUGGAUGAGAAAUUGACUCUGGCAUUUCGGCACCUGAAAUUGCCAGCCGAGUGGAAUGUACUAGGGACAGACCGUGCCCUCAACCAAAAUGUUUCCCAGGAGACGCUGAUGCAUUUUGCCGUGAGGCUGGGGUUGCAGCGCUUGACGUGGUUCCUGUUGCAGAAACCGGGCGGAAGAGACGCCCUCGGGGUCCCCAAUCGGGAAGGGGCCACCCCCAUCGGUUUGGCCUUAGAGAGGGGCCACCAGGAGCUCCACCAACUCCUGACAGAGAAAGAAGCCAGCGAACCGUGCUGCUGGAGCACCUUGUCCCAAAUCGUAAAUUCUGAGGAGUACUGUGUUGUUAAGCACCACCGAGGGUUAAAUGUUUACACGCUGACGACGGACGUAAAGAAAGGAGUAGGACCCAGCAUGGAGAAGGAUCUUCUCUGCCUCCGGAUGCACAUUCAGAACCACCGGGAUACGAAUCCAAGCGAAUGCCCACAACCUGCGCAGACCUGCAAGGACGGUAGUCCAAGCCCUGAAGCGAGGGACCGUACAGGUGCGCUAGGAGACGAUCUCCGUGAGACCACGGCAGAAGGAAACCAGGGAGACACUUCCGACCCACUGGAUCUAGAGGCAAUCCAGAUUUCGGUGCUUCCUUGCUUUGAGGAGGGUGUAGACAACCCGAGACCUUCCUGUUGGAGUGAAAAUACAAUUGCCGAGCUGCAGAAAGAGGAAGAGGAGGGGCUAGGCUUCAAGGCAAUAUCGGAAGAACGUGACGAGCAGCCGUGCCUGGUUAAUGGCCUUCAUGGGACGGCGGAGCUCCCCUCCUGUGGAUGUACAAACAGGGAAGCUGGGAUGACCUCCUCCUAUGUUGCUGUGGGGUCAGGAGACCUAUGCGACGGUGGUAACUUUCCCCAGGAAGUGGAGACAACCACACCAAGAGGCACAAAGCAGCCAACUUCCUGCAAGGAAGGCAAUGUCGUGAUGGGGCAAGGAGAGUGCAAGAGUUGUACGGGAUCCACAGAUGUGACCAUAACAGCCCAGCGGUCUGUGGAGAGCGAGGAGAGUGAUAGCAAGACCUCUGCAGUGGUGUCCACCACAGAUCCUGCCGUGUCCUUGCUUGGAGAUCAUCGUGCCGUUGCUCCUUGCCAAAGUGGGGGUGAGGAUGGACCUGGAGAAGUGAGGCCUCCACAAGGUAAUGAGCUUGUGAGUUUGAGUGCGGAUGUUAGUCCUUUUGAGACCCGUGAACAAACAGGGUCAGAGAUUCCCAGCAAGAGCAACAAGAAGGAGUUUGUGGAACGUCCUGAGGACGGCGAGCACCUGGGAAAUGAGGUGCAAAGUUCAGCUCCGGACCCUGAAAUAAUAAACACGGCAGGGAUUUUGGAGAACUCAACAAAACAUGUAGUAGAAAUGAACAGUAAUGGAGAGGAACGGAAAGAUGGACAUACAGAUUGUAUGAAUGUUGGGAUGGGUGAUUUGGAACGGAGCGUCGGAGUCCAAGAUGUUGGUCCUGCUCCAGGUGCGGAAAGCGAUAAGCCAGGUCCAAUGUGCGUUGAGGCCAGUGACAGUAUGACAUCGAUUGCAGCUGACGGGCAGGAGGAGCAAAAAAACCUUGAGCUGAAGCUGCCAGGAACUGAAACCAGCAGCUGUGGAGGAAGUGCUGACUCUACCCUUUUUGUUGUUGCCCAUGAGCAGGGAGUUGGCACAGAUGAGCAGCGCAGUGGCUCCGUCUUGUGCACGGAGCCCACCUGUGCCUCUGAUCUCCCUCCGUGCUUCCCGAGCCCCGCAGUGCCAUCCCUUGCCGAGGAGCAGACUCUCAGUAAACAAGCCGAGAUGGCAGGAAGCGAUUGUGAGCCGGACCGGUUUAGCAAAAACGCUCAGGAAUUCAUCGCUGCGGCUUCCGCCUUGCUCGUGGAAGACGUUAUCCAGCAGGCCCGGCUGACUCUGGCUCGGGAGGAGAAAGCCCAGGCAGCCCCUUCCGGGCAGAAGGACCUAGCCCUGCCUUCCCUUGGCAAGCCUACGGAUAAUUUAAUGGGCACACCCUCUGCCGUUCAGGAUAAUGAAGCCAAACAAAACCAGGAAGUCGCGGCAGAAACAGUAGGGAAAGAAGAGACUGCGGUUGCCGAGCAGGGAAGCCCCGUGUGCCUCAAGCUAACAACAUCAGAUUCUUCUCCGAUUAUCGGGCAGCAAUAUUUGGGUGAGAACAGCUCAUCCUCACGGCUGCCUGAAAGUGGCAAGGAGGCAACUUCGUUGGAAGGCUUGACAACAACAACAGCUGUUGUAACGCCAUCUCCUGCUUGGGAUCAGGUGGACAAAGAGAGCCCCAAGGAUGGCUUAAAGGGAGAAGCCGGUGAAGCUGGGGCUCAUCAACCAACGCUUGUGCUGUCGGAGGAUGCUCCUCUGUGCGACGAGAGGGUCCUCUCUGCUGAUGCCGUGGCACACAGACACGUGGAUCUUGAUUCAGCUUCGUGUGGAAUUUCUGAAGCCAGUGGAGCUUCUGAUUUAAUGGAAGUCCCACUGCUCCCCCCCUGUGAGCUGCCCACGGGAGCCGGUCUUGCCCAGGAAGGGGAGGAGGUGGACAAUGUGCCUUCAAGGAUAGCGCUUCAGCCGAUUGCCGAAGAGCCCCCAUGCGAUUGUGACCCCGGUUCAGACAUGCUCCUUUUGGUGGGUGACACUAGUACCCUCGUGGCUGACGUGGUCCCCGUGGAAGCCCACAAGGAGAAGGGGGAAGAAAGCCACGCUGGGCCCCAGGAGCAGCUUUGGCCACCCUCUCCCUCACGUGUGGUUGAACUUCUGGAGAAAGUGGAGGUGCCCAGUCAUCCUGGUCCUGAACAUGGAAGUGUUUUGGUGGAUCAUGUUGAUCAGAUAGCCAAAGAACCCCAUGAAGCCCCACCGAAGGCCGAUUCAAAUGGUCCUUUGGUGUCUUUGGAUAGAAAUCCCAUGGAAAUAUCUCCCUUAAUGGAAUCUGAAAUUGAGACCCAGCAUGUAGAAGACGCCACUGGAGAAGGGGAUUUACAUUUGCAACCAGACGGAUUGGUGAGGAAGAAUGAAAACUUCGGGUCCGCAAGAUUGUCACCUGCUGCAGACGCCACGGGGAUGAAAACCGAAGAAGAGGUCGACGUUUCAAGAGGCCCGGCCGAGACGCCUGCGCCCGAGGAAGCGAUUAACCGUGAAAGCUGGUGUCCUGCUGAAUCUUCUUCAGAUGCCUCACUUUUGGAAACAAAGCACUCUUGCCAUUCUUCAGGAAGUUAUAAUUUUCUCGAAGAUCGAUUAAGUGGUAACGACACCGCAUCGCAAGGCAUCCUUAAAACAGGAUCCGGGAGCGUGACGGAUCUCUUUCCUUUGCCAGGAGAAGAUGGGAUGGAUGAGGUGGACUUUGGGAAGCAGGCUGAAGAGGAGCAGUCAGCUGGAGACAGCACGAGUUCAAGUUCCUCAGCUGAUGAUACAAUAUCCCUGGAAAGGAACUCUUCGGUGGGGAGUGACGUCUCCUUCCCUCAGGCUCUCAGCCUCAGCCGAACCAAAGACCAGUACAGUCCGGAUGGGAACCCCUUCAACACAGCAAUGGGUGCUGAAGAGCAAGGCGGCGGGGCUGUUGUGUUGGGAGAACUGGAGGAAGAGCUGGAUAGCAUCACAGAAGUGCCUCCGCCGCCGUAUUCCUUACGGAACGCCAUAAGGCCCUUGUCUCCCUUCCGGCGGCACAGCUGGGGCCCGGGAAAAAACAGCAGCAGCGAAUCCGAAGUCAACCACCGGAGUUCAAUGCGAUUGCUGGGGGAUGGUGUAAGGAAGCCUCCCACUCAUAGGAGAAGUAUGAGCUGGUGUCCCUUGGGUGUCCAGUGCACUGCAGUGGGUUCCAACUUGAAUGGUAGAAGCUAUAGUUUGGAAGGCCUCGCUGGAGAGCCCGGCAGCAUUAAGAAGCCACCCUCCUGUCUGGAGACGUCAUCUCUAAAGGCCAAAGAUUUGCGACAGAAUUCCCUCACAAACGAUGAGCGAGGGUCGUUGGUCUCACUCACGGAAGAGGAGCUGGAAUCAGAGCAAGCAGAGAUGAGAGGCUUUGACCGCCAGAUACACCAACGAUCACAGCCCCGUGCCUUCAACUUUUCCACGACUGCUGUUUCUCCUCCACUGACUAAAUCUAUGUCUCUUAUGACCAUCACUCAGGCGGGACCAGAAACCCCGGGACGGACUCGGCCAUCCAGGCGGAUUUCCUUCUCCUUCAGCAUCUCUCCACUCAUUCCUAAGUCUAAAACUAUCUUUUCUGUUGGCUCUUCUUCCAGUGAUGAGGAGGAGGAGUUGGAUAGUAACCGAUCUUUCAGCAGCACUGGCAGUUCACUGACUCAGAGCAUCUCCGAGGAGAGUGGCCAUUUCCAGCCUCCCAGCCCCUCCAGAAAAGACUUGGAAGGCAAAAGCGGGACGAAAGUCAGCCGCACAUUCAGCUACCUCAAGAACAAAAUGUCUAGCAGUAAGAAGAGCAAAGAAAAGGAGAAAGACAAGGAGCGGAUCAGAGAAAAGGACAAAGACUCCAAAGACAAGGACAAGAAGACAAUCAAUGGGCACCUCUUCAGCGCCACCCCAACCGUGGGGCCCGUCAGUUGCUACUAUUGUAUGAAGCCCUUUAACAAGGAUUCCUUUGCCUGUUCAGGCUGUGGAGUCAUUGUCCAUAAAACUUGCAAGGAGAGCUUAGUUGCUUGUGCCAAGGUCAAAAUGAAGCUCCAGAAAGGAGGCCUCCAGGCACAUGAUACCUCCUCGUUGCCCACAGUCAUUAUGAGAAGUAAGACCUCACAGCCGAAGGAGAGACCUCGCUCUGCCAUCCUGGCUCCAGACGAAAGCAACGUGACCUCCUUGUUCACGAAUAGGAGAUCCCAGCAGAACCUGGCCCUUUCGAAAAGCGUCUCCAUUCAAAACAUUGCUGGAGUUGGAAGCGACGAAAGCAUUCUCCACACGUGGAAGUUCCUCUCUCAAUCAACAGACUCCUUGAAUAAAAUCAGCCGCGUAAAUGAAUCCACGGAGUCAUUAACAGACGAAGGUGCAGACAUGAAUGAAGGUCAGCUCAUGGGAGAUUUUGAGUCUGACUCAAAGCAGCUGGAAGCCCAGUCUUGGAGUCAAGUCGUAGAUAGCAAAUUUCUCCAUCAGCAAAAGGGGAAUGUGGUGAAGAGGCAAGAUGUCAUCUAUGAACUGAUGCAGACAGAGAUGCACCACGUCCGCACCUUGAAGAUUAUGAGCGACGUCUACAGCAGAGGAAUGCUGAAGGACCUUCAGUACGAGCCGCACAUGGUGGAGAAAAUCUUCCCUUGCCUGGAUGACUUGAUAAACAUCCACAGCCAAUUCUUUCAGCGGAUUCUAGAGAGGAAAAAGGAAUCUCUGUCAGACAGAAGUGACAUCAACUUUGUAAUUAAAAGGAUAGGAGACAUCCUAGUGAACCAGUUUUCUGGGGAGAAUGCCGAGCGAAUGAAGAAAACCUAUGGCAAGUUCUGUGGGCAUCACAACGAGGCAGUGAAUUAUUUUAAAGACUUGCUCUCCAAGGACAAACGGUUCCAAGCAUUCAUCAAGAAAAAGAUGAGCAGCUCUGUGGUGAGGCGCCUGGGGAUUCCGGAGUGCAUCUUGCUAGUGACGCAGAGAAUCACAAAAUACCCCGUCCUGUUGCAGCGAAUACUGCAGCACACGAAAGAAAACGACAUUGAACAUCGGGAUCUGGUGCUUUCGCUCAACCUGGUGAAGGAGGUCAUCACGGCAGUGGACAGCAAAGUCAGCAACUACGAGAAGAAGAUGCGGCUCAAUGAGAUCUAUACCCGAACAGACAGCAAGUCCAUCAUGAGAAUGAAGAGCGGGCAGAUGUUUGCCAGGGAGGAUCUGAGACGCAGGAGGUUUGUCCGGGAUGGACCCGUUUCUCUGAAAAACGCAGCUGGUAGAUCGAAAGAGGUUCUGGCUGUACUCCUCUCAGAUGUCCUGAUCUUCCUCCAAGAAAAGGACCAGAAAUACAUAUUUGCAUCUCUGGAUCAAAAAUCCACCGUGAUCUCAUUGAAGAAACUGAUUGUGCGUGAAGUGGCCCAUGAGGAGAAAGGCUUGUUCCUGAUCAGCAUGGGAGGAAAAGACCCGGAAAUGGUGGAGGUCCACGCCAGCUCCAAGGAGGAGCGCAACAGCUGGAUUCUCACCAUUCAAGACACAAUUAACACUAUGGAUAAAGAAGAAGAUGAAGGCAUCCCCAGUGAAUCGGAAGAGGAAAAACGUGUGCUGGACACCAAAGCAAGGGAACUGAAAGAACAGCUCCAGCAAAAAGAUCAGCAAAUCAUAACGCUGCUGGAGGAGAAGGAUAAGAUUUUCCGAGACAUGACUGACUGCAGCAGGCACGAGGAGAGUGCGGGAGCCCGAACGUUGUUCCGGUCCAAUACUGAAGAGGCUCCCAAGGGGCAAAGUGUGAUGAAGAGCGUCAUCAGUGAAGUUGAGUUAUUACAAGGGCUGGUAAGCAGGAGCCUAGGAAGUGCCCUUGGCCCACAGUUGAGCAGCCUUUCCUCCGAGCAGGAGACUGUGGGGCCCGUCUCCCUCCCCAGAAGAGCAGAGACAUUUGGCGGAUUCGACAGUCAUCAAAUGAAUGUAUGCAAAGGUGGGGAGAAGGAAGAAGGUGACGAUGUGCAGGAUCUUCGGAGGACAGAGUCUGACAGUGUCUUAAAAAAGGGAGGAACAGCAAACUUGAUGUUUGUGCUGAAAAGGAACAACGAGCAAGUUCUCCAGAGCAUAACACACCUCCACAGCUUGCUGGGCACAUUGCAGGCAGUCGUGGUGCAACAAGACACCUACAUUGAAGACCAGAAGCUUCUUCUUACGGAGAGGGCUCUGAGCCGCGGCUCUUUCCGGCCCAACUCGCUGAUUGAGCAGGAGAAACAGCGGAGCAUGGAGAAGCAGAGGCAGGAGUUGGCCAACCUUCAGAAGCAGCAAGCCCAGCACCAGGAAGAGAAACGGAGAAGGGAGCGGGAAUGGGAAGCCCGGGAGAAAGAGCUGGUGGAGCGGGAGGCCCGGCUGAGCCAGCGAGAAGACCAGGCCCAGAAGGAACACCAUCAUCUGGAGAAGGAGAGAGAGGAGCUACAGCAAAAGAAAGCGGCCUACCAGCUUGACUUGGAGCAUCUUCGGGCUGCCCAGAAGCAGCUAGAGAAGGAGAAGGAACAACUGAAGAGGGAUAAGGAGCAGUUCUCUCAGCCGCACACAGAGUCCAGUUUCAAUCUGCUUUCCAACCAGCAUGCCAAGGUGGGUCGGACCCCUUCUAUGCCUGUGAUGGAUGAAUCCUCUUGCCGACCACUGAGCGCUUCUCUCGGCAAGCAGGGUCUGUUGGACACGGAACUCUCGGCGUCACCCAAAAGAAACAGCUUCUCAAGGGCACAUAAAGAGAAGAGCUCUUUCCACUUAAGUAGCACCACCGCCUCAAGCCAAACCAACAAACCAGCCGAGGGACACAUCCCGAUGCCCAACCGCCUCUUUGGCUUGGCCAAGCCGAAGGAGAAGAAGGAAAAGAAGAAGAAGGGCAAAGGGCACCGCAUACAGCCAACUGAUACUCACUCGCCAGAAGCAGGUCCAGAGGGUGAAGAGAUCUUCUGCUAACUUCACCUCUCUCCAUUUCUCUUGUUCCACUCUGCCAAGCAUAUGCCAAGCAUAACACAUUGGUGACUCUCCCUCCUGUACGUUGAAUUAGCAUUGGGUUUCCUUACAGCAAAAACUCCUCUGUGAGCUUACAGUUGCAGCCUGUUCUUUACUGCUCUGGUUCUUGAAAAUCUUACUUUUCAAAAGUCAGUGUGGAGAGUAACUUUGGACGUGACCAGAUUGGGCGGGCUCAGUUUUGGUCGCUCAUGUUCUAGAAAAUGUCCACUCUUUGUAUAUUUGCUGGCUUAACGGCUUGCACAGACAGACUCUCCCUUGGAUUUCCGUUCAUCUCCAAAAUGUGUUUGUAUUCUUUCUGGGGAAUAGAAGGAAUAUGUCCCAGGGGCAGCCAAGAAGCGUAUCUUCUUACAGGGAACACCACCAAAAAUCGAAAAGGCCUCAUUAGUAAAUAGAUGGGGCUCUUUAUGCAGUGUUUAUACACUGGUAUGUAUAGAUAAACUGUAUAUAUUCGUACACAUAAAAAUAUACAUAUAUAAAUAAAUGUAGUUGUGUAUCCGUUGGGAGAUGCACUAAUUCUGUACAGAAAACUUGGAAGAGCUUAGCUCUGUGCCCUAAAGGGUCAGUUGAUCUCUAUUAAACUGUUCAGGGACUGUGUCAAUAACGAAAUAUCUUUGUACUUUUUGAUCUUCAGAUGCUUUUGCCACCAGUAACUCCUUCAUAUAUGAGGGCUAUUUAGAAAGUAGGUUACGUUUUGGAUUUUAAAAAGGACAAAGUAUAGGAGAAAUCAUUUACCAUAUGCAGCUGAAAGACACAUCCCAAAACUACAAUCUCAUGUAAUCCCCAUUGAAAUUUAGCCACGUUUCAUAUAGAUAAAUGAGUUUGAAAAGUACUGCCCCAGUAAAUUUGUCGCCUCUCUCCUCCAUUUCCAACAAUUGGGGCUUGGCUGGCAGCACAGCGUUUUGGCUACGCUGCAGAAAGGGAGAAGGGGGAAGAGCUGAGGACACAAGCGGGGAAUUUACUGGAGCAGUACUUUUCAAACUCAUUUAUCUAUGUGAAACGUGGCUAAAUUUCAAUGGGGAUUACAUGAGAUUGUAGUUUUGGAAUGUGUCUUUCAGCUGCAUAUGGUAAAUGAUUUCUCCUAUACUUUGUCCUUUUUAAAAUCCAAAACGUAACCUACUUUCUGGAUAGCCCUCGUAUGUUUGUUUUUGGGGAAUGGACUAAAGGCCAGAUAAUGGGAGAGUGACCUUUACAACGUUGAGCUCUGACAGUUACAUUUUGGGGAAAGUAGAAGCAGUGGGCCGGCUUGGAGGCAGCAGUUCCAUCGAUGGCAUCAGAAUGCUUUGUGGAUUUGAACUUGGUGAAGACUUUAAAAUGGGAAUGGAAUAGAAAUAGGAACACCUUUUCCUGGAAUGCUUAUUAUAUGUCACUUGCCGUGUUCGAACUGGAAAGCUGUUAAUGCAACAUAGAGAUGGUUGAGCAGUCAUAGCUUUCAGCAGAAGGAGGAGAACCCUCUAUUUCUCGUUCUUGACUACUAUCAAGCUCAUCAGGACAUUUUUCAGUUUCUCCCAAUUUUCAUGCAACCCCGUCAUCAUUUUGUAAGUUUAUUUGGGGAGGGGGGGGGGUAAUGAAAUCAGUUGUCAUUUAAAAAGCCACACUCUAACGAGAAGUAUGAGGGCUAUCCAGAAAGUAGGUUACGUUUUGGAAUUAAAAAUGAACAAAGUAUAGGAGAAAAGAUGUACCAUAUGCAGCUGAAAGCCACAUCCAAAUACUACAUCUCAUGUAGUCCCCAUUGAAAUCUAGGCAUGUCUCAGAUGGAUAAAUGAGUUUGGAAAGUUCUUCCCCAGUGAAUUCUGCCACUUGUGUCCUCAGCCCUUCCCCCUUCUCCCACCAAAACGCUGGGGAAGAACUUUCCAAACUCAUUUAUCAAUCUGAGACAUGCCUAGAUUUCAAUGGGGACUACAUGAGAUGUAGUAUUUGGAUGUGGCUUUCAGCUGCAUAUGGUAAAUGUUUUCUCCUAUACUUUGUUCAUUUUUAAUUCCAAAAACGUAAUGUACUUUCUGGAUAGCCCUCAUAUAUUCAUCUACCUGCAACAGAACGAUGCAAUAUGUCCCCAAGCUUUGUUUACUUGGAAAGCUGAAGCUUAAAUUGCAGAGUUUCCAGCCCGGUCUUGUCAUUGAAUCCGAACCAGAUGGGCGAACAUGAUGUAAACAUGAACUGACCCUUGAUUUUAAAAAGAGUCUGGAGUCUGGUGGUGUUGCACCACAUGGAUGGUCCUUUCACCAUGCAGUUUUAAUUUUGAACAUUGGAAGGCAGUGAAGGGAGUCACAUUGUGUUACAUUUCCAGCUCAGAAAGAGUUGUGUGCAUCUGAACUAAUUCAACAUCUGAAUUAAUUCUUCCAGUCAUGCCAUUUUUGAGAACAAGGCUGUCUUACUCACACAUGCCCUCUAAUCACUUCUUUUAUCUUUUUGUCACAGUUUAUUUAGAGGGAGACACAAUCCCCUUUUGAAUUGCUAGAGGCCUUGCCGUUCCCACGUGCAUUUUCCCACUGCCGAAGUUCUGUUUAGAAAACCAGUUGCCUCCUCUUCAGAGCAUGAAAUGUAAAAUCCUUGAACGCAUUCAGGGUUAAGCUGUAGUGAAAGAGGGCUUGUUCUAGCACCUUGAGCCAGUACAAGUUGACUAUGAAAUGUGUGAGUAGUUGCAACGGAAGAGGAAUAUUUCCAAUAGAUGAGUGACCGUAGAGGAGUUAAAUGAUACAAAGACGGAAUCCUCCCUUGAAGCCUUUGGAAGCUUUGUUUUCCCACCACCUCUCCAACAUUUAUUUUUAAAGAAAGGUUUGCACUAUUGUCCUGAUGCCAUUUCCCUUUUCAAGCAUCUCAGGCGCUGUUUUUGUGCAACAAAACAUGCAAAAAUGAGCAUGGAAGCUCUUCUCUACCAAGCUCUUCAGAACUGGCACCACAUGGUGGCAUCUGGUCUGCCUUAACCGGCAGGUUAAGCAACUCUGGUUGGAUUUGGAAGCUCUCUAAGUGAUUCAUCCUUUAGGAACCAAAUUAGGAGGCAGCGGUGGAGUUCAGAUUUUUGUUAUGUUUAUUCUUAUUAUUUGAUGUUUGUUCUCAGUUGCAAGCUGGGCUUGCAUUUCAAAACAUCUUUUGUAAGUUUAUUUGGGGAGGGGGGUAAUGAAAUCAGUUGUCAUUUAAAAAGCUACACUCUAACCAGAAGUACGAGGGCUAUCCAGAAAGUAGAUUACGUUUUGGAAUUUAAAAUGAACAAAGUAUAGGAGAAAACAUGUACCAUAUGCAGUUGAAAGCCACAUCCAAAUACUACAUCUCAUGUAGUCCCCAUUGAAAUCUAGGCACGUCUCAGAAGGAUAAAUGAGUUUGGAAAGUUUUUCCCCAGUAAAUUCUGCCGCUUGUGUCCUCAGCCCUUCCCCCUUCUCCCGCCAAAAUGCUGGGGAAGAACUUUCCAAACUCAUUUAUCCAUCUGAGACGUGCCUAGAUUUCAAUGGGGACUACGUGAGAUGUAGUAUUUGGAUGUGGCUUUCAGCUGCAUAUGGUACAUGUUUUCUCCUAUACUUUGUUCAUUUUUAAUUCCAAAACGUAAUGUACUUUCUGGAUAGCCCUGCAACAGAACGAUGCAAUAUGUCUCCAACAAAACAUGCAAAAAUGAGCAUGGAAGCUCUUCUCUACCAAGCUCUUUAGAACUGGGACCACGUGGUGGCAUCUGGUCUGCCUUAACCGGCAGGUUAAGUAACUCUGGUUGGAUUUGUAAGCUCUCCAAGUGAUUCAUCCUUUAGGAAACAAAUUAGGAAAAAGCGGUGGAGUUCAGAUUUUUGUUAUGUUUAUUCUUAUUAUUUGAUGUUUGUUCUCAGUUGCAAGCUGGGCUUGCAUUUCAAAACAUCUUUCUGUUUGUUUGAAAGAGGUCUGGAUUUUCUUUUUUUGUGAAACAAAGAGAGAGCAUUGACUUUGGUUUCCUGUUUUGUUUAUUUUUAAACUGGGCUUAUGAAGCUUAUGAUUUUUUUUAAAGGAAAUUCGUAUGUACGUAUUACAUUGAUAACUGCGGGCACCAUACUAAAAGGGGACAAAUAGCCUGUGGUUAUCAAAUGGACUCAACCACUGCUAGGGAGAAACCUCUAACGUCCAAGAUCUCUUAGAAGAAGAACAGCUGACGUUGUGUUAGUGCUGCACACCCUUCUGCGAAAAGAGUUGAAAACAAGCCCCUUCCUCAAGGUGUGUAACUAUAUCUCACUUUCAUUGCUGGUUCAGGAGAUGGAUAUAUUUGGUGUUUCAUCUUGUUCUUCUGGGGAAUGGAACAUGUAACAGUUGGAAAGUGAUGCUUCCCUUGAAUCACUGCCGUUUCUCUCAAGGCAAUUGUUUCCGUCGUUUAUUUACUACGGAUUUGGCUCUCUCCCUUUGCCUCCUUCCUUCACCAGAACUUUGGAUUUUCACUCUCAUCCACAGGAAAGAUAUGCUCCAUGGCUAGGUGAAUAUUUUUCACCUCUUGAAACCCAGAAAGUUUGAUCUUGUACAAUUCAUACUCAAGGGCUAUUUCAUGCAAAUGGAUGCCAUUUCAUGUAGGGAAUUUGUAGCCAAAAAAAAAAAAAAUACAAUCUGCUGCCAUCGUUCCUUCUCAUCACAGAGGAGGAAAACCAUGUUCUGCAAAGUAUAUUUUUUAAGAGACAACGAGAGAUAGCUUUGUGGACUGCUGUGGUUAGUUUACAAUUUAAAUUCAGCCAUGGUAAAUUAUUUCUAACAAUGACUGGAUGAACUCUAGCAUAAAUAUAUAUUACACAAAAUGGUAUUAUAUAACCGUUUGGUCCUCUCACUUGGCUUCAAUUUUCCCCGCCAUCACUUCCACGACUGCCACCAAAUAGACUUGUACAAAGGUAUUUCCAGACAAGUGUACCACAGUGGAGAGUUUUUUUUAAACACUUUGUUUAAAAUUCUUUGUUAAUUUGUAAUUAUGUAAAAAGUAGUUUAUUGCCUGUAAAAAGUUUUGUUCCCUCUCCUGUUUUCCAUAUACAUGGAAACAAACCAAAACCCAUCAAAUUUUCAUAAUAGCUUUUAUUUAUCUGCAUUUCGUAAACGACUUCCUGUAAAAUAUUUUCCCUUCCCUCUAAAUAAAAUUUGAUUUCCUGUCUGAAAAUGUACCUGCUUGUGUUAGUUUGUGUAAAGGCUAUGAACGACUGCCACCAAUUUGGAAAGAUGCAACCACCAAAGACUCGGGGAGGAGACCUUUUCUUGUGUUUUUCCUUUCUUCUUCUUAUUCACUUUAGAUGGUAGCAUAACUUGGUUUAGAAUAUAUGCGACAGAGGCUUAGAUGUUGGAAGUUGGAUUUUUUUGAGUUUUUCAAAUGUGGAUCAGAAAGAUCUAAGUUUUAAACACACAUACUCUGCAAACAGUUUGAUUCCAAUGCAAGUAAAAACAACUGAAAAAAAGGACUAUAAUCUACCUGAUGAAGACUCUUGAGUGGAAACCAGUCGUGGUUUUGCAGUCUACUAUCUAUCUAUAUAUAUAUAAUAAAAGUCAAUGUUUGUAUGCGG